UCUACUGUUGCCUUCAAUGCCUGCUCUCUCAGCUGGUGUAGCGACCACACACUCCGGCUCUCCGCUUGUGUUUGUUUGCGACUUUUACUGAACUUUAUUUCCAGUGUUUGUGGUGCUCUGUGCAUCACUUAAUCUGCGUGCGGAUUUUGGAAAACUUGCUGCUGCAAAAUGGACUGAAGGAGCAGAAGCAGCAGCACAGCCAGAGUGUGGAUACUCCAGAAAAGAAGAGUUUUAUUUGUAAAGAGAGCGACCCUUUUCUGCGCGUUGAAUUAACCAUCAUGGAAGAGGACGACGGGCAUCUGGAGAACGGUAUCCACGCCACCAAGGACUCGGACCGGCAACAGCGGCUCAGACUUUGUGUUUUGAAUGAAAUGCUGAACACAGAGAGGGAUUAUGUUCGGACGUUGCUUUUCCUUCAGUCGGCAUUUUUGCACAGAAUCAGACAAACAGCAGAUGACCAGCAGUGUCUCUCACCUGAACAUGUGAAGAUUCUGUUUUCAAAUAUCGAGGACAUCCUGGAGUUGCACAAAGACGUGUUGUCCGCAGUGGAGUCCAGUCUGCAGCCCGAACCCCAUCCUCAGCAUGCACUGGGCCAUGUGUUCCUCAAGUUUAGGAAGAGUUUCUCGGUGUACGGCGAGUACUGCAGUAACCAUGAGAAGGCUUUACGGCUUCUCAUGGAGCUUAACAAGAUCCCCAACAUCAGGACCUUCCUGCUGCACUGUAUGCUUCUGGGAGGGAAGAAAAGCACAGAUAUUCCCCUGGAAGGUUACCUUCUCACCCCCAUUCAGAGGAUCUGCAAGUACCCUCUGCUACUGAAGGAACUGCUGAAGCGGACCCCUAAGAAGCAUGCUGACUACCCAGCGGUGGAAGAGGCUCUGCAGGCCAUGAAGGCUGUCUGCUCCAACAUCAAUGAGACCAAGAGGCAGAUGGAGAAACUGGAGGCUCUGGAACAGCUGCAGUCUCACAUUGAGGGCUGGGAGGGAACAAACCUGACUGAUAUUUGCACAGAGCUGCUGCUUCACGGAAAUCUGCUCAAAAUCUCAGCUGGCAACAUCCAGGAACGCAUCUUCUUCUUGUUCGACAACCUUUUGGUUUACUGCAAGAGGAAGUCCAGGGUUUCUGGAAAGAAGUCCACCAAGAGGACCAAAUCUAUCAACGGGCCCCUCUAUGUGUUCAGAGGCAGGAUCAACACGGAGGUGAUGGAGGUGGAAAAUGUGGAGGAUGGAACAGCGGACUAUCACAGUAAUAACUACACGGUGACUAACGGCUGGAAGAUCCACAACACUGCGAAGAACAAGUGGUUUGUCUGCAUGGCCAAAAAUGCAGAGGACAAGCAGAAGUGGCUGGAUGCCAUCUUGAGGGAACGGGAACAGAGAGAGAGUCUCAAACUGGGAAUGGAACGAGAUGCUUAUGUGAUGAUUGCCGAGAAGGGCGAGAAGCUCUACCACAUGAUGAUGACCAAGAGUCGACACCUCAUUAAGGAUAGACGCCGGAAGCUCAGUAUUGUUCCCAAGUGCUUCAUGGGAAAUGAGUUUGUGUCAUGGCUGAUAGAGAGCGGAGAGAUCAGCAAACCUGACGAAGGAGUCAACCUGGGACAAGCCUUGCUGGAAAAUGGCAUCAUUCACCACGUGUCAGACAAACACCAGUUCAAGAACGAGCAGGUGUUGUACCGAUUCCGCUACGACGACGGCACCUACAAGGCCCGCAGUGAGAUGGAGGACAUCAUGUCUAAGGGCGUCAGGCUAUACUGCCGUCUCCACAGCCUCCACACGCCUGUCAUCAAGGACAGAGACCAUCAUCUGAAAACCUUUAAAUCUGUGGUGCCUGCCAGCAAACUGGUAGACUGGCUACUUCUGCAGGGAGACUGCUCGACCCGAGAGGACGCUGUGACGCUGGGCGUGGGGCUCUGCAACAAUGGCUUCAUGCACCACGUCUUGGAGAAGAGCGAGUUCAAAGACGAGUCCCAGUUCUUCCGUUUCUAUGCGGACGAGGAAAUCGAGGGAACCAGCACCAAGAGCAAGCAGCUCCAGCGCAACGACUUCAAACUCAUUGAAAACAUCUUGGCCAAGUCUUUGGUGAUUCACCCCGAGGAAGAAGACUACGGCUUCGAGAUCGAGGAGAAAAACAAGGCCAUCGUGGUGAAGUCUGUCACCAGGGGCUCACAUGCUGAGAUGGCAGGCCUGCAGGUGGGCAGGAAGAUCUACACCAUCAACGAGGACCUGCUGUUCCUCAGGCCCUUCUCUGAGGUGGAAACCAUGAUCAGCCAAGCCUUCUGCAUACGGCGCUCCCUGCGGCUGCUGGUCGCUACAAAGGCCAAGGAGAUUGUGAAGAUCCCUGACAACCCAGACAGCCUCUCCUUCAGACUGUGUGGCUCCGCCCCUCCUCAUGUCCACGCUGUCAGGAAAGGCUGGGAGGCGGCGGGGGCGGGUCUCCAGCCAGGCCAGGUCGUCCUGAAGGUCAACGGCAACAACGUCAACCGCAGUGACUACCAGGAGGUCCUGGAGCAUUUCAGCGCCCAGCACAAACACCAGGAGCCUCCCCAAGUGUGUCAGUGGGUGUAUCGUGCGUUUGAAGACGUGGAGGAGCUACAAAAAGAACGAGGUGAAGGUGAAAAGGAGGAGAGCCCUUUCUCGCCUUAUCCUGUAGAGAACGGGUCAGACCACGAUGAGGAGAACGGCACGAAUGGAACAGACCACCGGCUGGACAGACUCUCCCUCUCUGAAGAUCUGCCACUCGUCAGCAUGACGGUGGAUAACGUCCAUCUGGAGCACGGCGUCGUCUAUGAAUACGUCAGCACCGCCGGCAUCAAGAGCCACGUCCUGGAGAAGAUGGUGGAGCCAAAAGGCUGCUUCAGCCUCACAGCUAAGAUCCUGGAGGCGUUCUCUAGCGAUGACAGGCUCUUUGUUGAUAACUGCAGCCAGCUCAUCUCCCAGAGCGACCGCGUGGUCACCAUGCCUCAGUUUGAGUUCAGAGAAAUCUGUGACACGAAGCUGAAGAGGAUCCGACAGCGUAUCAGCAGCUAUCAACAGUUUGCAGAGGAGCUGAGGAAUAAGGCGUGGCCGUCCUUCAGACAGGCAGGUGGUCAUCCUCACCCUCUGGGCUGCAUGGACUUUGUCCCCACCAACUGCCACGUCAACUUCAUGCAGGUCUCCUACCCCAAGAGCAUCACCUCUGCUGGCAGGACUUUCAGCAUCCGCUUCGGACGUAAAAACUCCCUGUUCGGCCUGGAUCCCGACCAAGCACAACUGAACCCCAUGUCCCACACGCAGCACUGUGUGACGAGUAUGGGAGCGCCCUCCUGGAAGUGCUCGGGCCUGGAAGGAGACGAGGUGGAUGGGAACGGGGAGGUGACCAUGGAUGGAGGCGAGGGCUUGAAUGACAGCCGGCAGAGUUUCCAUGAGGAAGGCGGGCUGAGCUUCCUGCUCAAACAGGAAGACACAGACACCCAGGAUAACUACAUUCACUUGUACAGCCGCCUGGAUGUUGCUGUGAGGGAGAUGAGGCAGUAUGUCGCUCAAAUAGACGUCCUCUUGUCGUCUAUAACCGAACCCACACAACUCCAAGGUGAGGGUGGGGAGCCUCCGGUGUACGAGACCAGUCAGCCCCCCUCCCUGGCCCCCUGUGAGGACGGCUGUGACCAGGACAAAGUGGAGCAAGGCGGCAUCAAGCGUGUUUGUUUCAAGGUGAACGAGGAGGACCAGGAGGACUCGGGUCAUGACACGAUGAGCUACAGAGACUCCUACAGCGAAUGCAACAGCAACAGAGAUUCAGUGCUGUCCUACACCAGUGUGAGGAGUAACAGCUCUUACCUCGGGAGUGACGAGAUGGGAUCAGGGGACGAGUUGCCCUGUGACAUGAGGAUUCCCUCGGACAAACAGGACAAGCUGCACGGCUGCCUCGAGCACCUUUUCAACCAGGUUGACUCCAUUAACAGCCUACUCAAAGGAUCUGUGAUGAUGAAAGCCUGUGAGGAGACCAAACACUUUUACCCUGACAACACCCAACCAGGUUGGAGAAGAUCAUUUCAAAAGUUCCGACAAACAGACGAUUGGACCAUGCGUAGUCGUUACAUGAUUCAGAAGAACAUCGGGGAGGACCCCUGGAACCUGCCCACCUCCAUCAAAACGCUGGUGGAGAGCCUGCAGAGAUAUGUGGAUGAUGGAAGGAACCAGCUUCUCCUUGCUCUGCUCAAGUGCACAGACACGUCUCUACAGCUGCGAAGGGAUGUGAUCUUCUGCCAGGCAGCGACGGGAGCCCUGUGCACGCUGGCCGAGCAGCUGUUGGCGGCGCUGCGAUCCCGGUUCAACAACGCCGGCGAGUACCAGGAAGACGGCAAGGAGACCAGUAGGAAGUGGCUGGAGCAGAUUUCUGCCAUCGGCGUUCUGUUGCACUUCCAAUCUACGCUAGCGCCACACCUGAAAGAGCAGCGCACCAUGCUGGAAGACACCAAGGCCGCCCUGUUGGACUUGGACAAAGUCACUGUGUUCUUCAGGCAACUGGAAGACGAGUUUCUAGUCGCAAACACACCAGUGUGCUACCAGGUGGAGGGCAGCCGACAGGCCCUGAGGGUCACGCUGUACCUGGACAGCUGUCACUUCAGUGAGCUUCCCAGUCGACUACAAAACGGAGGCAGCCUCAAGCUCCACACCAUCCUCUUCACCAAAGCUCUCGAGCGUCCGGAGGGAGUGUCCCAGCAGGACUACGCAGCCAUGGAGGAGUUCCAGCAGCGCACCAACGCGGUCUCACUAGAGCGGGUCAAGGCCUACUACCGCAAACUCAGGGCUUUCUAUUUGGAGAAGUCCAAUCUCCCUACAGACUCCAACACCACAGCCAUGAAGAUAGACCAGAUACUGGGCCUUGAAGUUAGAGACCUUCGACCGAGCAUUUCAAAACUGCUGCGACCUCUCAACACCCUGGACGACCUGUGUCGACUCAUGCAGUCCUACGUGAACGUGCGCCAGAGCGCUCAGGGUCACCCGUCAGGUGUGAGCGUGCUGUGCGUCUCCUCUGAGCUGUGUAACCGCCUGGGAGCGUGCCACAUCACCAUGUGUGCUACAGGCAUGCAGAGAUGUACCCUAAGUGUGACACUGGAACAGGCGAUGAUCUUAGCCCGAAACCAUGGCCUCAUGCCUCGCUGCAUCAUGCAAACUAUGGAUAUAAUGCGCAAACAGGGGGCAAGAGUUGAGCUCUCUGCUAAAAAUCUCAAGGUAAUGGACCAGAUGCCUCCAUCAUUCCCAAGGCUCUUCAAACUGUGUUUGCCGCCCUCAGACGGAGACCUCUAAGAGAUCUGAUACUUCAUCUGAGGACUUGACAGAGAAACUUAAAAGGAAGACAUGAUGAGAGAUGACAGAGACAGUUGAACGUUUUCCUUCACACUGCCAAUGGAAAUACUCUGCUCCUCCCGCCCUACUGCCCCAGUUACACACAGGGAUCUUUCCACUGUGGAUGCCACUAGAGUUUCAGCGCAAGCUAAACAAGACUGUACAAACAAAUGUUAGUUAUCGCAAACCAACAGUGAGACUGGUGCAGCCUGAAGCACAGGACUAGUCACGAGCUGUUAUACUGGGAUACCACCAAGGUUGAAGGAUUAUUGUUUUGACUGUCCGUCCACACAAAGCUGACAUUGACUGGAAAGGUGGUGCAAAAUAUUCUCAACAUAUUAAAAAGAGACGCUGGUUAAGGUCUCCGCCGUGACUAUGCUCUUACUAUUAACUGGAUUAACCAAACUACCUGUAGCAAACUGUCAUCCUGAAUGCAGAUGUUAUCCAUUUUGCCUUGGACUGCAACUGCAGAGAGCUGCCUCUUUCUCUGUAUGGGCUGCGGGAGUUCCCCAGGGCUCAAUGCUUGGACCCCGAGUGAAGUAGUUAGCCGGCUGAAUAGAGAUGCAGAAAGUCGAAGUAUAGACAGAAAGAUGGAAGUAGGGAUUGAGGGAUCGAUGAAAAGACGGAUGAAACGAGCAUGGUGCGGCUCUUUUUAAGCCUGUUGCAUGUGGUCACUGUGCAAUUACUGUAGGUUUAGUGUGAGUACUGUAUUACUGCACUAUAUGAAGGAUAGUUAUUUAUUGUGUCUGAAAGGAGCGUUUUUAUCCCUCACUUAUUCUAUAUCAGGUAUUAAAGAAUCUAAAAGCAUUCCGGCCUAAGUAUUGAACAGUAUUUAAAGGACCAAGGCAUGCCGUAUUUUAGACGUAACAGCUUGUGUAUUUUAUUUAUAUGUCUGAACUUUUAUCAUGUCAGGAAGAGUUGCAUUAAUCUUCAGGGAGAGAGAGGGUGAGGGACAGAAGCUAGCUAAUUAGAAUCUAGACAAAGGUAGCUAAAGCAAACUGUACGAGCCUGCUCGUCAAUCAGUGGCCAAUUACAGGUUGGGAAAUUAAAUCAUUGUUAAAUUAUUAAUAUAUUAAUUCAAAUGUACUAGUUGAAGGAUCGCCUUCGGUUAACUAAGUCGUCAUUUGAUUUUUAAAUUUGUGUUUUUCAUACUCUUGGGUCUUUUUACUGUAGGUAUUAAAAUAAGCACAAUGAUCGGUCAAUUCAAGUCGCAGUGUUAGCAAAAAGUACUGUAAACCGUUUGUGGAUGACGUAAACAAAGGGAUUGUUUCACGACUGAAACACAGUCACAUUAUUUUCUCUUUAUUUUAAUUUCUUGAACAUACAAACUGUAACGAUGUCAGAGAGAAGAGUAGGACGUGUCUUACAGCAGCACAGUAAUGCUUUAAAUUAAAUGUGGUUAUUUUUACAGCGAUAAUGUACGUAGUAUAUAAAGCUAGGCAUCUGAGGAGAAGCUGUUUUUCUUUGCUGAGUGUAACUUUACUGACAACUUGUUUUUGACAUGCGUCUCGAGAAUCUGUCUCGACAUGCUGCAUUCAUUAAGCAGAUCACUUAGACCUUUUUAUUUAUUUAAAAGCUGUCUGGUUCCAAAAAAGCAUGUUCAAAUAUGCAUCCUUCUGCACAGGCAUGCCCACUGUUAAAAAGACCCAGUGCGUAUUUGCAUCGUUUUAAUUUCCCCCCAUUGUUUUUCUUAAUCUGAGCAGUGUAUAUUGUAAAAACAAAGAAUGCAGCAUUAGUGACAACCUGGUUUGAAAGUCUGUGUUACCAGUUAAAUUAGCAAAUGACUGCAGCAUGUUGGCUCUAGCUGGACAAACAAAACAUGUCACUGAUUACACAUUAUUUACAUUAUUCUAAUGUUUUUGUAUAUACUUUAUUUGCAAUCUUUAUGUUGCCUGAAAAUAACUGUACAAAGGAUCUUUGUUGAAUCUUUCUAAAAGUAUCAUUGUAAAUGCAAUCUUAACAAGAUAGUAAAUAAAAUGUUCGCAGUAUGA
Labrus bergylta (ballan wrasse) is the source of this 7312-nucleotide messenger RNA. RefSeq names its product phosphatidylinositol-3,4,5-trisphosphate-dependent Rac exchange factor 1 (gene prex1). Gene Ontology annotation, molecular function: GTPase activator activity; protein binding; guanyl-nucleotide exchange factor activity. NCBI's taxonomy places the organism in Eukaryota, Metazoa, Chordata, Actinopteri, Labriformes, Labridae. Gene Ontology annotation, biological process: regulation of signaling; intracellular signal transduction; positive regulation of GTPase activity. Gene Ontology annotation, cellular component: plasma membrane. The record is from RefSeq and is a predicted model, not a curated record.